Molecule: messenger RNA, 692 nt
Organism: Neurospora hispaniola
Lineage: Eukaryota; Fungi; Ascomycota; Sordariomycetes; Sordariales; Sordariaceae
Exons: 3
Coding region: 1-501 (166 amino acids)
Molecular function (GO): RNA helicase activity
Source: RefSeq, a predicted model, not a curated record
AUGAUGGGACACUUUUCGGUACAGAAGACGCACAGAGCAACGUCACGCUCCCUCUGGGUUCUCUCACCAUGCGUUUUGACACGAGGCAUCAUCUUGUUGAACAAGUACUCGCCAAGCUCAUCGGCGAUACGUCCGCUGUUGGCGCAACGAUCCAUGGAACAGGAUCUGGAUCAAGGAACUAGAGAAUUGAUUGAUUCGAAAGCGCUGGUGGCUGCCACGAAAGGUGUCCGGAGACUAGGCCUUGCGCCUAUCAGGCAGAGAGCCACUGACUGCCCUGAGAGAACUUGCAAGAAUUGCACUUGGUUCUCUCAACUGACCACACUCGGUGGCCCAGAGGGAUCUAAUCGUGUCGAACCCAUCGAAUCGUUUAGGACAGCUGACCUGCACCCAGCCAUUCUCCGCAACGCCGAGAUUGCGGGCUACGAUAUGCCCACCCCCAUUCAGCGCUACUAUAUCCCCGCAACCGUCCUGUGGCAGGAGAGUGUCAGAGGACUAAGGUAACGCAUUGCAUUCUUAGAAAUCACCCAGGUGUCAUGGAAAUCAGCUGUAGUAGAAUCGCUGUUGAUUAAACAAAAAGCAAACCGGUUGAAGCAUUGCAAAAGAGCUCCAGAGCUUGAGCCGAGGCCAGAUCAGGCACGAUUCGUUCAAGUUUGACUGUGCGGCCAAACGGCAAGAAGCCUGGCUUGUAACCG